Caenorhabditis elegans is the source of this 548-nucleotide messenger RNA. It is a transcript of the gene pfd-4, whose product is annotated as putative prefoldin subunit 4. Gene Ontology annotation, cellular component: prefoldin complex. The record is from RefSeq and is marked reviewed. Bases 2 to 382 code for a protein of 126 amino acids. Gene Ontology annotation, biological process: protein folding. The transcript is spliced from 3 exons. Lineage: Eukaryota; Metazoa; Nematoda; Chromadorea; Rhabditida; Rhabditidae.
AAUGCCGGAACACACGAAAGUUUCUGCUGAAGACCAAGCGCUUCUCAAUAAAUUCGCUCGGUCAUACCAAACACAAACCCAGUUAAAAGCAGACGUUAAAGAAGCUAAAACACUCAUUGACAAUAUCAAUGAAGCAAGUGAUGAAAUUUUGUUGCUCGAUGAUGAGGAUUCAGCAUCAAUUCCAUGCAGAAUUGGAAGCUGCUUCGUUCAUUUCAAUGGGGAUAGUCUGAAUGAGCAUUUGGAAGGAAAGAAGACAACAGCAGAGAAGGUUUUGUCUGAGAAAACCUCCGAGUUGGAUGCAAUCUCAGCGGACAUGGAGCAAAUCAAGAAGGUUUUGUACGCCAAAUUCGGAGAUCAGAUCAAUUUGGACGCUGAAGAAUAAUCUAUAAAUUCUAAUUUCUUAUUUUGCUCGAUUUUGUAUCUUUUCCGUUGAAGCUUUCAUAUAUAAAAAUUAUCUCAAUUUAAAAAUUGCUUUUCUCACCUUUUUCACAACGUGUGCUCACUGUUCACUGUUUCCGCGUAUUUUGCUGAUGAAUUUUUUCGACCGA